CCAUUCAACGCAACCAGUGGAUCCGGAUCCUAAAAAUAAAAAAAAAAGCAAAGGAGCAGUGGAUGCAAUCUAAACAAGUUGUGUUAUUGGAAAUCUUUGAUCAUUUCAAGGGGGUUUUCUCUUUAAAGGUAUAGUGCGUGAAGCUUUCCAUUCAAUUUUGGAAGUUACUACGCCAAUUGUUUUUAAUGAUAAAUAUGGUAAGAAAUUUACUUAAUUUAUAACUAUGAAAGAAAAAACGGUAUCCGCUUGCGUGUAUAGAUCAAGCUACCCCCACCCUGAACAUACAAUGGCGUUUAUAAUUAGAGUAGCAAGAUUACAUUGCCGUCCGCUCCCUCUGCGCCCAGCUUGCAGUUAGGUCUUUUCACAAUCAAAUGUUUUAAAAAAAAAAAAAAAAAAGUAGUAUUUAGGCGUGGGGAACGGCUAGACGGGGCACCGUCCCUCUCAAUUUCCCUCGCAAGUUGCAGCCAAAAGGAGCUUCAACUCAACAUACGAAGAGUACAGAGGAGAGAGGUAGACGAGAACAAAGACGAAUGAGUGGGAACAACAUAAACUCUGUGUUCUACGCAGACAGCUACCAUCCAAUCCAAACAGGAAGCAUCGACGGCACUGAUAUUGUCGCUCACGACAAUGGCGUUUAUAGAGCUCUUCUUUGCUCUUCUGCCGGCCUCUAUGACCCAUUUGGGGAUCCUAAGGUUAUUGGAGACCCUUAUUGCACUUUGUUUGUUGGACGCCUCUCAGACCUCACGACCGAAGAAACUCUGCGGAAGGUUAUGAGCAAGUAUGGAAGGGUGAAGAACAUGCGACUAGUUAGAGAUAUUGUAACUGGUGCUUCACGUCGUUAUGCUUUUGUUGAGUAUGAAACAGAAAAAGAGAUGAGGCAUGCAUAUGAGGAUGCCCAUCAUUCGAUCAUUGAUGACUCUGAAAUUAUAGUCGACUACAACAGGCAGCAAUUAAUGCCAGGAUGGAUCCCACGAAGGUUAGGAGGUGGCCUUGGUGGUAAGAAGGAGUCUGGCCAGCUUCGCUUUGGAGGACGAGAAAGACCAUUCCGAGCUCCCCUGCGACCGAUUCCUUUGGAUGAUUUGAAGAGACUUGGCAUACCGCCUCCCCCAGAAGGAAGAUAUAUGUCACGUUAUCAGGUACCAUCACCCCCAAGAAGGCCACGGACCUCGGUGGAUAGGGAAGAACGUUCGCAUAAGCGCCAUAAACACAGUAGACAUUCACAUCGACAUGAGAGGGGGUCUUCCAGUAGAGAUUAUCUUUCUGAUUGAAUUUUAAAAAGCAGACAGUUCUCCACUUGCUGUACGCUGGAGACAGAGGGUCCAAAGUGCAAUAUGUACUCGAAGAGCCUUCAAAUAAAUGAUUCCUGCAUUAUCAAGGAGGUUCUCAGUAUCAGCUAAUGACCAGAUCUGCCAUACUGUUGUUUAAUUGUUCGUAAAAUGUUGGUAAAGUUACCAAAAGUUUACCUUGAAACUUUGUGGUCAAAUUGUCUGGCUGAUGUAGUUUUUUGCUGUUAACAUGACAAGAUGAUACAAUCAUUGAUGGUAUGAAGUUUUGGGACUUCACACAUGCUUAAGAACUUUGGUUGACUUGAUUUUGUGGCAUCAUUUUCAUUGAAAGAUAUGAGAUGUUUACAGACAUCUUCAUUAUCA
Messenger RNA from Macadamia integrifolia, 1649 nucleotides. Its product is annotated as U11/U12 small nuclear ribonucleoprotein 35 kDa protein. Gene Ontology annotation, biological process: mRNA splicing, via spliceosome. The coding region runs from base 531 to 1268 and encodes 245 amino acids. Gene Ontology annotation, cellular component: precatalytic spliceosome; U12-type spliceosomal complex. The transcript has 8 exons. Gene Ontology annotation, molecular function: snRNA binding; mRNA binding. The record is from RefSeq and is a predicted model, not a curated record. Lineage: Eukaryota; Viridiplantae; Streptophyta; Magnoliopsida; Proteales; Proteaceae.